Coffea eugenioides is the source of this 1336-nucleotide messenger RNA. RefSeq names its product probable phospholipid hydroperoxide glutathione peroxidase. Bases 128 to 862 code for a protein of 244 amino acids. Gene Ontology annotation, molecular function: glutathione peroxidase activity. Gene Ontology annotation, biological process: response to oxidative stress. Lineage: Eukaryota; Viridiplantae; Streptophyta; Magnoliopsida; Gentianales; Rubiaceae. The record is from RefSeq and is a predicted model, not a curated record. The transcript has 6 exons.
AAAUUCCAACUUCUGUUGCUGCGCCUGUAACCGCGUGUUUUUAUCACUCACAAUAGCACAAUUGCUUCUGAUUCCUGAAGAAGAAGAAGAUUUGUUUCAAUUCAGCUGUAUUUUGUGUGUGAAUCUGAUGUUCCCAAUGGCAUUUUCUUCAGUUUUUUCGGCCCCUUUGCAUACUCUUUCGCAAGCUAAUAAGCUGAACUUCACUCCAAACUCUGUUUACCCUGUCACGGGUUCUAUUGUUUCAUCAAUCAAAACCAACUUUGGAUCAUCAAAAUCAGCUUUUUUCCAACAUGGGUUUUCUCUUCCAUCUUCUAAUCUUUCAGGGUUUCUGUUAAAGUCUUCAUCUUUCAGCACAAUCAGUGCUAGAGCUGCCACAGAGAAAAGCAUUUAUGAUUUCACUGUGAAGGAUAUUGAUCGGAAUGAUGUUUCACUUAGCAAAUUCAAAGGGAAGAUCCUUCUGAUUGUCAAUGUAGCAUCAAAAUGUGGCUUGACAACAUCAAACUACAAAGAGCUAUCUCAUAUAUAUGAGAAGUACAAAACUCAAGGGUUUGAAAUUCUAGCCUUCCCUUGUAACCAGUUUGGAGGGCAAGAACCAGGGUCAAAUCCAGAAAUUAAACAGUUUGCCUGUACAAGGUUUAAAGCAGAAUUUCCAAUUUUUGAUAAGGUGGAUGUUAAUGGACCAACUACUGCCCCAGUCUACCAGUUUUUAAAGUCAAAUGCUGGAGGAUUAUUGAGUGAUUUGAUCAAGUGGAAUUUUGAGAAGUUUCUAGUUGAUAAAAAUGGCAAAGUUGUUCAAAGAUAUCCACCUACGACAUCUCCUUUCCAGAUAGAGAAGGAUAUCCAGAAGCUACUUGCAGCAUAAGCUUUCAACCGCUCCAUUGAACCAGCUAUGUAGCUACUGGGCAAAGGAUAACCGUACUCGAGUAUCACAUCAUUUGGAAUAAGCACUAGAUCCUUGAGAUUUUUUUUUACUUUCUGCCGCCCUCUUUCUUCAAUGAAAUGCUCCUCGAGUACUGGUGUAGAACAUGUUCGUGGGUAAACAGUAUAAUUCCAUUUCAACACCAACCAUAUAGCCCUUUUAUGUAAAGCUAAUGUGAUAUGAAUAAGAGCUCGACUUUUCCUACCAAGAUUGCUUAAAAGGUUAUGUGACAAGCUGCUGCUAGUAUUUUCAGCUAAUGACGCGACCAUCUGAUUUCCUUGUCAGAAGUUGUCUUGGCAAUUAAAAACAAUAACAGCUUUGUUAACAUUUUCCGAACAACAGAUUGUCUUGUGAACAGAUUAACUGAAAUGUAAAAUAUCUGCCUACUGGUUGUAGCAAUGAAACAAAAAUUUAUGG